Molecule: messenger RNA, 1278 nt
Organism: Pteronotus mesoamericanus
Lineage: Eukaryota; Metazoa; Chordata; Mammalia; Chiroptera; Mormoopidae
Gene: GZMA
Product: granzyme A
Exons: 7
Coding region: 1-1278 (425 amino acids)
Biological process (GO): negative regulation of oxidoreductase activity; positive regulation of apoptotic process; proteolysis
Molecular function (GO): serine-type endopeptidase activity
Source: RefSeq, a predicted model, not a curated record
AUGGCAGGUAAAGUGCAUCUCCCUGGUGCGGUUAGAAAAGAAGAGAACGAGGGGGCGGCCCCCGUGGCCACCGCGCCCACAGCCCAGGGCGGCGGCGACCAGCUUGCGGGCCAUGGGCAGCCUGCGGCGGGGGCGGGGGCCCAGAGUGUCCCGGCGGCCUCGUUCCCUGGAGGGGCCGCCGCAGAGAGGCCUCUGGCCCCAGACCACAUCUAUGAGACCGAAGCACAACCGGAAAGACUUGGUGGGAACCUUAACACGGGCGCCCCCAGCCGCACGGCGCAGACGCGGGCGCCGGCACCCUCCGCGCUCCUGCGCGGUGAACCGCCGUCGGCGCCCGGCCCCCGACUGCCUUCGCAGUGGCCGCCGGACGCCCUGCGGGCCCGGCCGGGGCUCCUGCGCCUCACGGCCGGCCGCCUCCUCCUCGUCCCUGGAGACAGCGUCCCGCGAGGCCUGGAAACAGAGUGCCCCUUGUUUGAUGUGGGGACAGCAGCCACAAUGAGGAAGCCCGGUGUGUGCCUGCCGUCCUCCCUCUUGGUGGCUGUUCUUCUGCUGAUUCCUGGAGCUCUCUGCAUGGAGAUUAUCGGCGGGAGUCAGGUGGUGCCUCACUCGAGGCCCUACAUGGCGCUGCUUCUGGGCCCUGACCUGUGCGGCGGGGCUCUGAUCGCCGACCGGUGGGUGCUGACGGCCGCGCACUGCCGCCUGAACAGAACUUCCAAAGUCAUUCUUGGGGCUCACUCCGUAUCCAAGAGAGAGCCAGAAAAGCAGGAGAUUUUGGUGAAGAAAGAGUUCCCCUAUCCAUGCUACAACAAGGACACGCACGAGGGGGACCUCAAACUUGUCCAGCUGGCGAAAAAAGCAACAAUUAAUAAAAAUGUGGCUAUCCUUAAUCUCCCCAAAAGGGGGGAUGAUGUACAGCCAGGAACCGUGUGCCAGGUUGCAGGGUGGGGAAUGGUAAACAAUCAGGAUCAGAGAAUCUCCGACAACCUAAGGGAGGUCAAAGUCACUGUCAUCGACAGGAAAACCUGCAAUGACCCGCAGCACUAUAACUACACCCCUGUGAUCAGCCUGAACAUGGUCUGUGCCGGAAGCCUCAAAGGCGGAAAAGACUCCUGCCGGGGAGACUCCGGAGGCCCUCUGAUCUGCGAGGGGACCUUCAGGGGCAUCACCUCCUUCGGCAAGAAGAAAAAGUGUGGAGACCCGCGGUGGCCCGGCGUCUAUGCGCUGCUCUCUCAGAAAUACCUCAAAUGGAUCAUCAAGACCAUGAAGAGGGCAGUUUAG